CUUCAAUGUUCAAUCUUCAUCUGAUUCCAAUCUCGAACCUUUUUGCUAUUCCUCCCGUUCAGCAUUUCUCUAUCAGCAGUAAGAUGAACUUAUCUUGACCUCUCUCUUUCUCUCUCUCCAAGAGCGGGACUAUCCCCUUCGUAAUAUCUUCGGAAACCUUCGCGCUCUCCACCAAUUACACUAACUCGGAUACAAAAUGCCGGUUUGCAAUGAGCUGAACACGAAAAUGGGAAAUGAUUGGCCUAUAUCCUAGCAACUUCUACUUUAUAAAUACAAAAGAACCGACCAUGAUAGUAAUACAAGGGUACAGCAUUAGUCCUGUAGCUAAAGAAUCCUAUAAGCCCCCUAUAAGCCCAUCCGUCGAGAUGAAAAUGAUUUUUUCUUGAAACCUUCUACGCCUCCGGAAAACACGACCAAGUAUUCGUACACGAACCCAAAGAAUGUCCGCCAGCGACUUUUCCGGCUGGGCCAUUCGUAGAAACGGCUCCUGCGUUGGGGAAGUUGACUGCGGCGUUACCAGAGAUCCCUUUCACGCCUGUUGCCCUUCCUCGACGGAAUGUCCAAGUCAAUACAACGUAGCUUGCUGUCCAUUCGGCAAAAACUGCACGGCGGCGGCUGUCGAGACCCCGAAAUGCGCCAAUGGAUCGUGGGUCAUGUUUGAUAACGCAGGCUUCUUCUGCUGCGAAAAGGGCUAUAUAGGCUACAACUAUCGCGGUACCGACGGAUGUUCUAAAUCUGGGGCAAGCCUGCCGGAUGGCGCAUUGCCGCUUGCCGAGAUUUCUCAAGCCAGCUUCUCCUCGAGCUCGACGACGUCGACAACAACACCGACGGCAACACCUGCGCCAGACUCGCAAUCUAACUCCGACUCCGAUUCCAGUUCGAACAAUGCUAUUCCCGUGGGCGCAAUAAUUGGGGGUGUUCUCGGAGGAGUAGCGUUUCUCGCGCUUGUUAUUUUAUGUUUAUGGUUCGUCCGCCGAAGAAAAGCCCGGGUCGAAGACGCUACGCAGAGUUUUAUGCUGAACCAAGAACCUCCGGUCCCAAUAAGAACUGAGAAAUAUGCGGGAACAGUCGCGCCCAGUCAAGAGAUUGACGGUAACCCCCGAGCCGAAUUAUCGAAUGACGCUGCUACUGCUACGAAGACAUAUGAGUUAGCUUAAAGUUUGUACAUAGGCGAAACCUGAGUAUUACGGGACGCGGGAGAGCCGGUAGAGUGGAAGUUGUUGACGCCACAGUUCCACAGAAGUGGAAGAAACCCUGUGACUGGUCGUUUAGAAAGGUGUUGCAUAUCGCAUUCUCACAGAAAGAGAAUAUCAUGUACAUAUCAUAAUCUUCAUGUAUAGAGUCAUCGAUUCUUGAGAGUAUUUUUAAUAUAUAGAGGGCCAUCAAAGACCGCAUUUUAUCA
Molecule: messenger RNA, 1402 nt
Organism: Daldinia loculata
Lineage: Eukaryota; Fungi; Ascomycota; Sordariomycetes; Xylariales; Hypoxylaceae
Exons: 2
Coding region: 441-1157 (238 amino acids)
Source: RefSeq, a predicted model, not a curated record